Messenger RNA from Sorghum bicolor (sorghum), 931 nucleotides. Its product is annotated as 54S ribosomal protein L19, mitochondrial. Gene Ontology annotation, molecular function: large ribosomal subunit rRNA binding; structural constituent of ribosome. The record is from RefSeq and is a predicted model, not a curated record. The transcript has 2 exons. Gene Ontology annotation, cellular component: large ribosomal subunit; ribosome. The coding region runs from base 198 to 665 and encodes 155 amino acids. Gene Ontology annotation, biological process: translation. NCBI's taxonomy places the organism in Eukaryota, Viridiplantae, Streptophyta, Magnoliopsida, Poales, Poaceae.
UUUUUUUCCGCCGUCGCUGCAUCGCUCUUCGCUCCUCCGCCUCCUCCUCCUCUCUCUCUCUCUCUCUCUCGCUCUCGCUGCCAGACGACUGUUGGGCCGCCGCCGCCGCCGCCGCCCUAGGCCAGGUGCUGAGGGGUCUCUUCGCCGGCGACGAGCACCCACCAGGUACUACCACCCCUUCACCAGACAUACGGUGAAUGAUGGCAACUCUGAAAGAUGCAGCAGCAAGGAAGCCUGUACUGGCAACAAUCCGUCUUAUUGUCCCAGCUGGUGCAGCCCGUCCUGCACCUCCAGUUGGCCCAGCACUUGGUUUCUAUCGGCUCAAUUUGAUGGCUUUCUGCAAGGAUUUCAAUGCCAGGACCCAGAAAUACAAGGCAGACACUCCAAUGCAAGUCACCUUGACUGCCUACAAGGAUAGCACCUUCGAGUUUGUGGUCAAGUCGCCCUCAGUAUCAUGGUUCCUCAAGAAGGCUGCAGGAAUAGAAACUGCCAGCAGUCGCCCAGGGCACAGCAAUGUGUCAUCCCUCACUCUGCGCCACGUGUAUGAGAUUGCAAAGUUGAAGCAGGCUGACCCCUUCUGCAAGCACAUGUCGCUUGAGGCACUGUGCAAGUCCAUCAUUGGCACAGCCAACUCCAUGGGUAUUGCAAUUGUUAAAGAUCUAUGAGCAGCAUGGUCAGCCUUUUAGUCAUGAAGAAUUCUGUGACAUUUGUGUGUUCCUAGUUUUUAGUUGGUGCUGGAGAGGGUAGAACUCUUCUGUCUCACAGAUCUUUCUGCCAGUGUCAUGCCUUUCUAGGAGUAUGAAACUCUAUUAUGCAGUUCCUGGCAUAGCCUUCGGCUCAGCCUUUUUCUCUUCCUUUGUUCAUUUUGUGACUUAACUGAUACUAUGUGGUUUUACGUUGGUGCUUUAAGUAAUAAAUUAUAGUUUCAGUA